CUGUGCGGUUGUCAGGAGCAACCAAAGAAUGCAGACUAACAGCCCUGCUGGAGUCAGGAUUAAACAAGGACUGACUGCCUUGCAAGCCAGCCAUGGGUCAGGAUUAUUACUCUGUGCUUCAGAUCACUCGCAAUUCAGAGGAUGCCCAGAUCAAGAAGGCGUACCGGAAACUGGCCCUUAAGAACCACCCGCUGAAGUCCAGUGAGCCAUCCUCAGCGGAGACAUUCAGGCAAAUAGCAGAGGCCUAUGAUGUGCUGAGCGACCCUGUGAAGAGAGGCAUCUAUGACAAAUUUGGAGAGGAGGGCCUAAAGGGCGGGAUUCCUCUGGAGUUUGGAUCCCAGACCCCAUGGACCACUGGUUACGUCUUCCACGGCAACCCUGAUAAGGUUUUCCAUGAGUUCUUCGGAGGAGACAACCCCUUUGGUGAGUUUUUUGAUGUAGAAGGAAGUGAGGUAGAUUUGAACUUUGGGGGUCUCCGAGGCCGAGGGGUCAAGAAACAGGACCCCCCAAUCGAACGAGACCUCUACCUAUCUCUGGAGGACUUAUUCUUUGGCUGCACCAAGAAAAUUAAGAUCUCCCGAAGGGUGCUGAACGAGGAUGGGUACUCCUCUACCAUCAAGGACAAGAUUCUCACAAUUGAUGUGAAACCUGGUUGGAGGCAGGGCACACGGAUCACCUUUGAGAAGGAAGGGGACCAGGGCCCCAACAUUAUCCCAGCCGACAUCAUCUUCAUUGUAAAGGAGAAGCUACACCCUCGCUUCCGCAGGGAGAACGACAACCUCCUUUUUGUGAAUCCCAUUCCCUUGGGCAAGGCUCUGACCUGCUGCACCGUGGAGGUGAAGACCUUGGAUGAUCGUCUGCUCAACAUCCCCAUCAAUGACAUUAUCCAUCCCAAGUACUUCAAGAAGGUGCCAGGUGAGGGGAUGCCACUGCCUGAGGACCCCACUAAGAAAGGGGAUCUCUUCAUCUUCUUCGACAUCCAGUUCCCCACCCGCCUCACACCCCAAAAGAAGCAGAUGCUGCGCCAGGCAUUGCUGACAUAACUCUGGUGAGCUGAGGGCUGGAGCAGAGGAGAGGAGGAGAAGGCCAGCUGGGCCUUAUCCCAUUCCUGUCCCAGGAUGUGCAGGUGAGCCAGCCCACUGCACAGAUGUGACAUGAGGAUGGGACAGCCUGGGGUUUUUAAACUGACACAAUAAAGAUUUCCUAUCUUCCAACUGUA
This is a messenger RNA of Leopardus geoffroyi (Geoffroy's cat), 1219 nucleotides long. RefSeq names its product DnaJ heat shock protein family (Hsp40) member B13 (gene DNAJB13). The record is from RefSeq and is a predicted model, not a curated record. The transcript has 8 exons. Gene Ontology annotation, cellular component: cytosol. Gene Ontology annotation, molecular function: protein-folding chaperone binding. Lineage: Eukaryota; Metazoa; Chordata; Mammalia; Carnivora; Felidae. Bases 93 to 1043 code for a protein of 316 amino acids.